AUGCAUAAAGUCUUUCUGGAACACCCCAAGCGCACCACAGCGGUACCGCCAGCCCAGGAGCUGCGGGGCGCACAAACAACCCCGCAGGCUCUGCGGGAGGAGCCCAGCCCGCACCGUAACCCCGGAGAAGGCCCCCAGCCCUACCCCGAGGGUGGCGGAUGGCCCCGUCUCAAAAACCGAGCACAGCCCGAGAGGCACAGCACACACAGCCCCCGAGGCCCAGCAGACCAGCGGCCACCCCACCACCGCUUCGCCCCCUCAGGCCCAGUAGCCCGGAGCUACCGGGGAUGCGUCGCCCCUCGGAUGCUCCCCCCCAGCGCCCGCAGAGCGAGGAGGAGCCGUACCACUCCGGGGAAGCCCGCCCAGAGCCGGCAACACCACCACUGCCCUCCCGCCCCGCGCUCACCGUUAAUGGCCGCCCGCAGCUUCCCGCCCUGCCCCGCGCACCGGAUCCGGAAAGCAGCGGCGGGACCGUCUCCGCCCCUGCUCCGCCUUCCCGGGGCCGCCUUGCCCCCCGCGCCGCCGUUUCGCCCUUCCCGGGACAGAGUUGGCUGCCGGCGCGUCCCGCCCCGCGCCAUGCCCCUACCCCUACCCCUGCCCCGGCCCCUGCCCACCCACACAUCCGCCCGACACCGCCCGCACCGCCGCGACGGCGCGGGGCAGACGGCGCGGGGCCCGGCCCCCCGCAGCCCCCGCCCCUGGGGCCGGGAGGAGCCAGCACCGCGCCGAGGCAUGCCGGGCCCCUGGGCCGCGCCGCCGGGGGGGCCGGCUCGGCGGGGCCGGCAGUGA
This is a messenger RNA of Calypte anna (Anna's hummingbird), 789 nucleotides long. RefSeq names its product basic proline-rich protein-like. NCBI's taxonomy places the organism in Eukaryota, Metazoa, Chordata, Aves, Apodiformes, Trochilidae. The record is from RefSeq and is a predicted model, not a curated record. The coding region runs from base 1 to 789 and encodes 262 amino acids. The transcript is spliced from 2 exons.